CGUGUGCAAACUGUAAAAACAUGUUUCUGUCUCAACCACAAAAAGGGCUUGUCUCUAUUUCACUACAAAAUUUUCUUACGAUAUUGCCAGUGUGUGUAUCAUUACAACAGUUUACGCUUCUGGUUAACAAAACAUCACAAUAUCACCUAUCAAAUAGACAAAUUAAUAAGGGAAAUGCCUGAAAUGUUUUCACCUUUAGAGUUUUCUGUAAAGAUUAUCCAGGACAUCGGUCAAUAAAUUGGGUAAAAAUUGUCUAACAAGAGAAUCUAUUUGCUGAUGGUUUCCGCAAGAAACUUGUCAGUUUCAUACUUCUGGUUUGAAUCUAUUGAGGAUGGAUGCUUUUGAGGUUCAAAGUUAACUUAAGCCUUGUUGCAUUCAAGGUUGUGGCCUAGCAGUAGAUGAAAUUGGAAGGGAGACCAUGGUAUCUGAUGUUCAAAUUUCAACAGUGGUGAAAAGGGUACCAAAUGCCAAAGCAGGGAGAGAAUCAACAGAUAUUGAAAUAUAUGGGAUGCAAGGAAUCCCACCUGAUGUGUUAGCUGCUCACUAUGGAGAGGAAGAGGAUCCGGCAAAAACUGCCAAAGUGGACAUCAUAUCAUCGCAGUAUGUUGGUGGUGUGGUUCCAGGAUCACUAGCUGCGGGUUAUCCUCCACGGGCAACUUUGGGCGCAGUACCACCACUCUACAAUCCUGCUGUUCCAAGCGUUCUACUGGUUGGCCAGUUCCCCCUCGCCCCCAACCUUGGUGUCCACAGUAUCCUGCUGUCACGGUUCCACCACCUGCACUUGGGUUUGCCGCAACAACCACUGUUUCCUGUGCAGAAUGUGAGGCCUCCAGUGCCAGCAACCGCACCACCAACACUUCAACCAUCAUUACCCAUUGCUCCUCCAGGACUGCCAGUAUCUAACCCACCUGUUCCUGUGUCUCAACCGUUGUUUCCUGUGGUUCCUAACAACAACAAUCUUGUUCAAAGUUUGCCGAUGCUGAUGACAAGCGUGCCAUUAAGCUCGCCUGCUGAAGUGAACGGCUCAAUUUGAUAUGAUCCUACUUAGCACACUUCAUUUCAAGACGUACAUUCAAGGAUGAGAUAUGAGACUUCAAGCUCUACAAGCUACAUGGAAGAUGAGGAAGUCGUUUGAGGCCUUUGAAGGCUCCUACAAGCGCCACAAGAUGCUUAUGAUGUGUGGAAGGUGGCUUGGGAGUUGAUUGAAGAAGGAGCUACUAGAAAAGGGGCCAAAUGCGCAAAGUGGCCAAACGUGCAAGCAUGGACAUUUUUGCAAAUUGGCUACACUUGCAAACUUGGACAAGAUCGGGAGUUGGCUAUUUGUGCAAAGAAGGUUAUGCUUGCAAGAAGGCCAUGCAUGCAAGGUUGAUUAGAGGGUCAUCUAUGCAAGG
Messenger RNA from Lycium ferocissimum, 1391 nucleotides. RefSeq names its product protein SUPPRESSOR OF FRI 4-like. Gene Ontology annotation, cellular component: nucleus. The record is from RefSeq and is a predicted model, not a curated record. The transcript has 4 exons. Bases 419 to 1033 code for a protein of 204 amino acids. Lineage: Eukaryota; Viridiplantae; Streptophyta; Magnoliopsida; Solanales; Solanaceae.